AUGUCUCCAGCAUUGGCACUUGCUCUAGCUGCGUUGCCAACAGUCUUGAGCCUCCAGCUGCCUGGUGGUGUCGGAAAACUACCAGCGCUAGGAUGGAAUUCAUGGAAUGCCUAUGGCUGUGACAUUGACGAGGCACGCAUCCUACAAGCAGCCAACGCCAUGAAAGACCUGGGUUUCCAAGCCGCCGGCUACGAGUAUGUCAAUUCCGAUGAUUGCUGGUCAGAGAAACAAGGCAGAGAUGCUGUAACGCACCAGCUACUGCCCAACAUGACCAAAUUCCCUCAGGGUAUCAAGGGUACAGCGGACAAGGUCCAUGACUUGGGUUUCAAGUUUGGCAUCUAUUCAAGUGCAGGUACCAUGACAUGUGGUCGCUAUCCAGGCUCAAUUGGCUAUGAAGCCAUUGAUGCAGAGACAUUUGCUUCGUGGGGUGUCGAUUACCUCAAGUACGACAACUGUUUUCCACCAGAAGAGUGGUAUGACGAUUGCCUGUCCUGCGAGCCGGAUCCAAGCUUUUCUCCUACUGGUAUUGUCAAUGGUACUUGCUCGAACAGCACUCCGCCAGUCAAUCACUAUUCGUUUACUCGCCCGAUCCCCAUCUGCGCUGAUGGAUGGCCUGUCGAUGGUAUCAAUUACACUGCCAAGUACACGGCGCUCAAGUUUCGUAUCAUGGGCAACGCUCUGUUGGCACAGAACAGAACCAUCCUGUACAGUUUGUGUGAGUGGGGAGUAGAUCUACCCUGGACUUGGGGAAACGGUACCGGCCAGUCGUGGCGUAUGUCCAACGACAUCAAUCCUUCAUGGAGCCGUAUCCUGCAAAUCCUCAACCAAAACUCUUUCCUCUCCGACUAUGGCGACUUUUACGGCCACAACGAUGCAGACAUGCUCGAAGUCGGCAACGGCAACCUCACAGACGCAGAAGUGCGCUCACAUUUUUCACUCUGGGCAAUGAUGAAAUCGCCCCUUCUCAUCGGCACCGACAUCACCAAACUCAGCGAGCACAAUAUCAAUGUUUUGCAAAACAAGGCACUGCUUGCCUUCAAUCAAGAUCCAGUCUAUGGAAAGCCUGCUGCGCCGUACAAGUGGGGUAUCAACCCGAAUUGGACUUAUAACACGACUUUUCCAGCUCAGUAUUGGUCUGGAGCAUCAUCUAACGGGACUAUGGUGGCUCUUUUCAAUCCGCUAAAUGACACCAUCUCGAUGACUGCUGACUACAGUGAGAUCCCGGAGCUUGAUGCAGGGGGCUGUUAUCAGGUUUUGGAUAUCUGGAAUAGUACAGAUCUUGGAUGCAAGGAGAGGAAGGUCACCGUGGAUGUUGCUCCUCACGAUACAGCUGUGCUGCUAUUCGAGCAUAAGUGUUGA
Messenger RNA from Aureobasidium uvarum, 1359 nucleotides. Lineage: Eukaryota; Fungi; Ascomycota; Dothideomycetes; Dothideales; Saccotheciaceae. The record is from the annotation of a GenBank genome assembly.